Messenger RNA from Lolium rigidum, 1830 nucleotides. RefSeq names its product nucleobase-ascorbate transporter 2-like. Gene Ontology annotation, molecular function: transmembrane transporter activity. Gene Ontology annotation, cellular component: membrane. The record is from RefSeq and is a predicted model, not a curated record. The coding region runs from base 33 to 1610 and encodes 525 amino acids. NCBI's taxonomy places the organism in Eukaryota, Viridiplantae, Streptophyta, Magnoliopsida, Poales, Poaceae. Gene Ontology annotation, biological process: transmembrane transport. The transcript is spliced from 13 exons.
CCCCUUGAGCAGAGGAAGGGUUCGAUUGAGAAAUGGCUGAGGUGAAGCCUGAGGAUAUGGUCCAUCAUCCACCCAUGGAUCAGCUGCAGGGGUUUGAGUACUGCAUAGACUCUAAUCCUUCUUGGGGGGAGGCAAUUGCUUUGGGAUUCCAGCAUUACAUACUGUCCUUGGGCACUGCUGUGAUGAUCCCCACAAUGUUGGUUCCUCUUAUGGGUGGAAAUGAUCAUGACAAGGCAAAAGUGGUUCAAACACUGCUAUUUGUCACUGGGAUAAAUACACUGCUCCAGACACUAUUCGGCACUCGCCUUCCCACUGUCAUUGGCGGUUCAUAUGCAUAUGUUGUUCCGGUCCUCUCCAUAAUCCAUGAUCGCUCGCUCACACAAAUAGCUGAUGGCCAUACUAGGUUCGUGCAGACAAUGAGAGCCAUACAGGGGGCAUUGAUAGUCUCGUCAAGCAUUCAGAUAAUUCUUGGCUAUAGCCAGCUGUGGGCAAUAUGCUCUAGGUUCUUUAGCCCACUUGGGAUGGUUCCAGUGGUUUCAUUGGUGGGGCUUGGCCUUUUCGAGAGAGGAUUCCCACUGAUUGGGAGCUGCGUGGAGAUUGGCCUGCCGAUGCUUAUCCUAUUUGUUGCUCUUUCCCAAUAUCUCAAGCAUGUACAUGUUCGGCAUGUUCCGGUUAUGGAGAGGUUCUCAAUGCUGGUGUGCAUCGCUCUUGUCUGGGUCUAUGCCCACAUUCUAACAGCAAGUGGUGCGUACAAGCAUACUGCACUUGUCACCCAGAUCAGUUGUCAGACAGACCGUUCCAACCUCAUCUCUUCCGCGUUAUGGAUAAGCAUUCCAUACCCAUUGCAAUGGGGCCCACCAACAUUCAAUGCAGACCAUGCAUUUGGCAUGAUGGCCGCAGUAAUGGUGUCUCUUAUAGAGACAACUGGUGCAUUCAAGGCUGCUGCCCGGUUGGCAAGUGCGACACCCCCACCAGCAUAUGUUCUGAGUAGAGGUAUCGGAUGGCAGGGAAUUGGUACCCUACUGGAUGGGCUAUUCGGCACUGGGACUGGCUCUACGGUAUCUAUUGAGAAUGUUGGUCUUCUAGGAUCUACAAGGAUUGGUAGCAGGAGAGUGAUACAGAUUUCUGCUGGUUUCAUGAUCUUCUUCUCCAUACUAGGAAAAUUCGGAGCACUUUUUGCAUCCAUUCCUUUCACAAUAUUCUCUGCCAUAUACUGCGUUAUGUUUGGUAUUAUUGCGGCCGUGGGGCUAUCCUUUCUGCAGUUCACCAACAUGAACUCUAUGCGCAACCUCUUCAUUGUUGGUGUUUCACUCUUUCUUGGCUUAUCUAUACCGGAAUACUUUUCUCGGUAUAUGACGAGUUCUCGGUCAGGCCCAGCACACACAAAGGCUGAAUGGUUCAACGACUACAUCAACACCAUCUUCGCGUCGCCCCCAACUGUCGCUCUUAUUAUUGCUGUACUCCUUGACAACACGCUCGAUGUCAGAGAUGCGGCAAAGGACAGGGGGAUGUCAUGGUGGGCGCGAUUCCGAACAUACCGAGGGGACAGCAGGAACGAAGAGUUCUACACCCUGCCAUUCAAUCUCAACAGGUUCUUCCCACCAUCUUGAGCAGAAGCUUCCAAGGAACGGGUAAUGCAUUCAAAGCACCAAAGGAAGCAAUCGUUGCAUUUCAGAUUUGCAGUGUCGUCUGCCUUUGAUAGAGUAGAUGAAGAGAAGAUAAAAUGAGGAUGCCGCUUAACUUAGUAGCAAGGAUGGAGGAAUUUUCCUUCCAGUUGUCGAUUGUACAUAGACCUUAGUUUUUGAAAUCAAGAAUUUUGAAUUUGCUCUA